Molecule: messenger RNA, 1842 nt
Organism: Westerdykella ornata
Lineage: Eukaryota; Fungi; Ascomycota; Dothideomycetes; Pleosporales; Sporormiaceae
Product: xylosidase : arab-like proteininofuranosidase
Exons: 10
Coding region: 1-1842 (613 amino acids)
Biological process (GO): carbohydrate metabolic process
Molecular function (GO): hydrolase activity, hydrolyzing O-glycosyl compounds
Source: RefSeq, a predicted model, not a curated record
AUGGCACCAGCUUCAAGUGUCGUUUCACGGAUUCUCCUAGCGCUGUCGCUGUUCUCGGGAUCUGGAUGGGGGCAAGACCAUGACUUGGACAACCUCUUCAAUCCCAUUCUUCCCGGGGCGCAUCCGGACCCCAGUUGUAUCCAUGUCCCGAAGGAAAAGACGUACUUUUGUGCGUCGAGCAGUUUCAAUAUUUUCCCGGGGAUUCCGAUUCAUGCGAGCAAGGAUUUGAAGAGUUGGAAGUUGGUGGGCCAUGUCCUCAACCGUCCCAGCCAACUCCCCGAACUCGCCGAAUCCGUCGGCUCCACAAGCGGUAUCUGGGCUCCUACGCUUCGAUACCACGGGGGCACGUACUAUCUGGUGACCACCAUGGUGCAUGACAAACGACCAGAGCUGGAUCCGUCGAGAUGGGAUAACAUCAUAUUUGAGACAGACAACAUAUGGGAUGAGUCUACUUGGUCGGACCCAGUGCAUUUCCCGUUCCAAGGAUAUGAUCCUAGCCCGUGGUGGGACGACAAUGAGGAAUCCCAUAUUGUGGCUGCGCAUGCAUGGCGCGUUGAUCCUGGCAUCCAUAUGGCCAAGGUCGACCUGAAGACUGGAAAAGUGAAGAGCGAUUGGAAGAAGAUAUGGAAUGGCACGGGUGGCUUGGCGCCUGAAGGACCCCGUAUCUACAAGAAGGAUGGAUACUACUAUUUGAUGAUUGCGGAGGGCAAGUGCGGCACCGGCAAGGAACAUAAGGAGACUAUGGCUCGAUCGAGAAAUCUCUACGGCCCAUAUGACCCGAAUCCGGCGAACCCCGUCUUGACGAAUGCGAAUACCGGGCUUUACUUGCAGGCGGUCGGGCACGCCGACUUAUUUCAAGAUGUAGAUGGUUACUGGUGGGCUGCUGCCCUCGCGGUCCGUUCUGGCCCGGAAUAUAUCAACUGGCCAAUGGGGCGUGAAACCGUUCUGACAAACGUAACGUGGGACCGUGGAGCCUGGCCUGUAUUCAACAGUCCAAUUCACGGUGAAAUUCCCGGGUUGGAGUUGCCCGAAGUAGAAGGAACUAUUCCUGGAGACGGCCAAGCUGCUGGCGGUGAAGACGUUCUACUUGACUUCCCGCCCGGCUCGAAGCUACCACCGCACUUCGUAUACUGGCGGCCCCCUGUAAAGAGCAACUAUGUCAUUUCGCCGAAGGGUCACGAAAACUGGCUACAGCUCAAGCCAUCCAAGCUGAACUUAACCGGCAUUGAUGGCAACUCAAACGGACCAGGGGGAAUUACUUUCGUUGGCAGGAGACAAGCCCACUCUUGGGCCCACUUCCAAUUCGAUUUGGAUUUCCGGCCGAAGAACGAAGGGGAAGAAGCAGGCAUCGCGCUCUUCCUAAGCCAGAACCACCACGCCCGCCUAGGCGUCACCCUCCUCCCCCAAGCAAACAGCACAACUCUCGUCCCCCAUUUCACCUUCCGCGCCGAAUCCCACGUUCCCGUCCCUCCCCCCUUCACCCAACCCAUCCCCACCGACUGGCUCAACGACACCAUCACCCUCGAACUCCGCGCCGUCGACCAAACCGUCUACCGCUUCUCCGCCGGACCCUCAGGCCGCCGUCCCUGGGUCAUCCCACUAGUCGACGUCCCAGCGGAAACCAUCAGUUGGGGAUUCACAGGGGCGUUGAUGGGGGCGUACGCGACGACGAAUGGAGGAAAUGGGAGCACGCCGGCGUAUCUCAAGAGGUGGGAUUACAUGGCUGUGACGCAGCUGAGGGAUUGCUGGAAUGAGACACUGUACAACUGUCGCAAUGGAGGGUGUUCUUGUUUUCCACUGCCGGGCGAGGGGGAGCCGGCGCAGCCUGUUAGACUGGUGUGA